Messenger RNA from Megalobrama amblycephala (Wuchang bream), 2091 nucleotides. RefSeq names its product cyclin G2 (gene ccng2). Lineage: Eukaryota; Metazoa; Chordata; Actinopteri; Cypriniformes; Xenocyprididae. Bases 174 to 1166 code for a protein of 330 amino acids. The record is from RefSeq and is a predicted model, not a curated record. Gene Ontology annotation, biological process: regulation of cyclin-dependent protein serine/threonine kinase activity; mitotic cell cycle phase transition. Gene Ontology annotation, molecular function: cyclin-dependent protein serine/threonine kinase regulator activity. The transcript has 8 exons. Gene Ontology annotation, cellular component: nucleus; cytoplasm; cyclin-dependent protein kinase holoenzyme complex.
UAAACAGAGAGACUUACGUUUCCUACGUGACAGCCCCAGAGGGGCGGAGCUUCAUUCAACAUCAACAAAAGGAAAGAGAGAAGCAGAGAAAACAGACGAAAGACUCGGAUACACAAAAUGUCCUUUUAACAUCUCUGGUGCUUUGGAGACUUGAAACCCAGAUAAAGUAAAAUAUGGAGGCCUUCAAACUGAUGAAGGAGCUGAAGAGCAACUUGGAGCUGGAGGUUCAUUAUCUGCCGAAGGAAACUGGUCUCAGUUUGAUUGAAUCCACCCAAGAGAACGGUAAUGGAGUUUCAGCCAAAUGUCGAGAUGCUCGAGUUGAAGAUCUCUGGAGCUUGACCAGUUUCUUCGGUUACAGCACUCAGACCUUUGUACUAGCCGUUAACCUGCUGGACAGGUUUCUCGCUAUGAUGAAGGUUCAAUCCAAGUAUUUGGCCUGCAUCAGCAUCGGCUGCCUCCACAUCGCCGCCCGAGCGACCGAAGAGGAGUGCAAUGUUUCAUCCAGCCACGAGCUCAUUCGCAUCAGCCAGUGCAAGUUCACCGUCUCAGACCUCAGCCGAAUGGAGAAGAUCAUUUCAGAGAAACUCAACUUCCAGUUCAAAGCCGUCACAGCCUUAACCUUUCUGCAUUUGUACCACGCCAUUGCACUUUCGCACACGUUCAACAGAAAAGACGUCCUGAAUCUUGACAAACUGGAAGCCCAGCUGAAAGCCUGCCUAUGCAGAAUUGUUUUCUCCAAAGCAAAACCUUCGGUGCUCGCCUUGUCGCUCUUGAUGCUUGAGAUCGAGGCCUUACAGUCUGCAGAUCUGUUCGAGAUCGCCCACCGCAUACAGACACACUUGAAGAUCUCGAAGGCUGACCUGGCGCACUGGCGUGGCCUCGUAGACCAGUGUAUGAGGGAGUACUCCUCUCCAGAGUGUGCCAAACCCGACCACAAGAAACUGGUAUGGAUUGUCUCGCGGAGGACAGCGCAGAACUUGCACAGCAGCUACCGCAGCAUCCCAGAGCUACCCACUAUUCCAGAGGGCGCGUGGGACGAGAGCGAGAGUGAGGAUUCAAGCGAAGACCUGAGCUCUGGGGAAGAGAGUCUGAGCAGCUCGCUGGGCAGCGACGCCGAAGGACCCUACUUCCCCUCGAACUUCCGGUCCCGUGCCUGCAGACAGUAGUACGCUCUAAACCACUUGCCAAGGAGCACAACCACCAAUGGAGAUGUGUCCGCCACACCGCCAAAUAAUGAUCUGAAUGGCUUCCUUGUUCAUCCUUCAUGAUGAUGUCACAGACCUCUCCUGGCUGGAAAACUAAUGUUGUACAGCGAGGUGCCAUUGUGCCUGGGUUCAAUGAAACCAAUGAGUCCAAAAUAUCAGAAUUGUAUUUUAAAACUCUUCUUUUACGGCUUUACAAAAAGCCAGUCCACAUACUGUAAACUUCUCUCUUGAUUACUUGUGUUAAGCUAAAGUGAAAUAAUUCAGCACUGCACAACACUGGCAGCUAAAAAGUUGAGAAAAAAAACAAACAACAAAAAAAAAAAAAAAAAAUGUAGCCAUAGCGUUUAUAGUAGUUGGUGCAUGUUCGGAUUUGUCAACAUUCCAGGCGGCUUAAUAUGACAUUUCCAAGGUACACUAGACUGUUAUAGAACAACUUAGGACUUGUACUUUGGUGCUUUGCACAGUUUUGUAAUUUGAUUGUAAGCGUGUGACAGCUGGAUAGCUGCAUGCCUGCAGAACUGCUGCCUCUCUGAGGUCAUAGAGUCAGAGAUUUACUGUGGUGUGCAUGGCAUUCACAGGGAGGGGGAUAAAGAGCAGACUGUUUAUUUUUUGUGUGUAUGUUUGAGUGUGAUGUUAACCUACUUGCCAAUUUAGUACAAGUUUCACUUUAGUCGAUGUAUGAAGACAAAUACUGUAUGUUGAAAAUGUGCAACAAAAAAAGCAUAAAAAUGCAAUAUAAAAAAAUGUAAAUUUGUAUAAUGUAAAAAAAAAAAUGCAUAUACGUUCUGUAUAGCUUCUUGUAGAUAUUAACUUAUUUAUUGUUAUUUUUGUCAUGUAAUAUAAAAAAAAAAACAUUCACAAUUAAAAAAAGCUAUUUUGAAAUUCA